AUGGUUACCAAAACAGAGGAGACUCAAUUGAACAGGCUUGAAAAUCAGGUCGAUAAUGGCGGCGGCGGCGCCUGGGAGUACCUCUGCCUUGUCAGAAAGCUCAAGGUUCGCCGUUCCGAGAAAGUUCUGAAGCAUGGCCUUUCCAUCUUGAACGACCCCAAACAACGAUCCUCUCUCGGCUCCGAUGAAUGGACCUUGUACGAGCAGGUUGCAGUUGCUGCUAUGGAUUGUCAAUGUCUCGACGUUGCUAAGGACUGUACAAAGGUUCUACGGAAAAGAUUCCCAGAGAGUAAAAGAGUUGGUAGGCUGGAGGCAAUGUUGCUUGAAGCAAAAGGAUCCUGGGAAUUGGCUGAAAAGGCUUACGCAAGCCUUUUGGAGGACAGUCCUCUUGACCAAGCCAUCCAUAAGAGGAGGGUGGCAAUGGCUAAGGCCCAAGGCAACAUUUCUGUGGCUAUUGAUUGGCUUAAUAAAUAUCUAGAAACAUUCAUGGCUGAUCAUGAUGCAUGGAGAGAAUUGGCUGAAAUAUACGUCUCCCUGCAAAUGUAUAAACAAGCAGCAUUUUGUUACGAGGAGUUGAUAUUAUCUCAACCUACUGUUCCACUCUACCACUUAGCCUACGCUGAUGUACUUUAUACGCUUGGUGGAUUAGAAAACCUUCAAACUGCCAAGAAAUACUAUGCUUCUACUAUUGACUUGACUGGAGGCAAAAAUACCAGAGCACUCUUUGGGAUAUGCUUGUGCACCUCUGCUAUUACACAGCUUACAAAAGGGAAAAGCAAGGAGGAGAAAGAAGGGUCACAGUUACAAUCUCUAGCAGCCAAAGUAUUGGAGAAAGAUUACAAACAGAGAGCUCCGGACAAGCUUCCUCAACUUACAACUGCCUUAAAGAGUUUAACAUUGUCAUCAUGA
Molecule: messenger RNA, 909 nt
Organism: Sphenostylis stenocarpa
Lineage: Eukaryota; Viridiplantae; Streptophyta; Magnoliopsida; Fabales; Fabaceae
Source: the annotation of a GenBank genome assembly